Macrosiphum euphorbiae (potato aphid) is the source of this 1761-nucleotide messenger RNA. The record is from the annotation of a GenBank genome assembly. NCBI's taxonomy places the organism in Eukaryota, Metazoa, Arthropoda, Insecta, Hemiptera, Aphididae.
AUGAUGUCGUACGGACCGCGCUUUGCGGCACCGCCAUUCAUGGCAGCAACGGUGUUGUUGAUUAUGGUGAGAUGUUCGGUUUCGUUUACCCACUCGUCGAGGCAACAGAUCCAAGACGGUUCGAUCAGCGACGACGCUACCGGUCACCACGGCCGGUGUGAGCCCAUCACCAUACCGUUUUGCAUGGGCAUAGCGUACAAUGAAACAAUCAUGCCCAACAUAUUGGGCCAAAUGCGUCAAGACGAAGCGGGCUUCGAAGUGCAACAGUACUAUCCGCUGGUGAAAAUCCAGUGUUCGCACGAUCUGCAGUUCUUUUUGUGCAGCGUUUUCGCUCCAGUGUGUACUAUAAUUGAGAAACCUAUUCCACCGUGUCGGUCACUGUGCGUGUCGGCGCGCAAUGGCUGUGAGGCAAUCAUGAACCGUUUUCAAAUCGAAUGGCCCGAUAAUCUGGAAUGUAACCAGUUUCCUGAAAAUGGUCAACUCUGCGUCGGUGAGAAUAAUGCAACAAACCCUUCUCCAACACCACAGACUGGUUUAAUAGAACAAAACGGGAAAGAUUUGACAGCACCCGGAUCUAGACACUUUUCAGGAGACCAAGGAUAUUCAAAUAAUCCUAAUAGCUUUGAUAUUGGAUUUGUUUGCCCACAACAAUUUCGAAUUGAGUCUAAUAGUAACAAAAAAAGAUCUGACAGGAGCAAUCAAGUUUAUACAUUAAAAGUUGGCAAUAAAGUAGUAAAAGAUUGUGGAGUACCGUGUGAUGCAUUCUGGAGUCUAGAUCAAAUGCGCAAAGCUAGAUCAUGGGUGGCUUUGUGGUCCGUGUUGUGUGCUAUAUCCUGUUUGUUUACAUCAUUAACAUUUGCCAUUGAUACACACCGUUUUCGAUAUCCAGAACGACCAAUAAUAUUCUUGUCUUUAUGUUAUCUGAUGGUUUCCAUAUCUUAUCUGAUUGGAUAUUUAUCGGGAAACAACAUUGCGUGCAAUAAGCAAAAUUUGAUCACUCAAGGUACAGACGAUAAUGAAUGGUGCACUGUACUAUUUAUGGUGUCGUAUUUCUUUAGUACCGCAUCUUCUGUAUGGUGGGUUGUGUUGACAUUGACUUGGUUCCUUGCUGCGGGACUUAAAUGGGGACAUGAAGCUAUUGAAGCAAAUUCUCAUUAUUUCCACUUGGCGGCAUGGACGGUUCCUGCUGCUAAAACAAUUACAGUACUAGCUAUGGGAAAAAUUGAGGGUGAUGUUUUAACCGGCAUCUGUUCAAUGGCUGUUUGGAGUGAUGAUACGGCUGUAAGAGACAUGGUGCUCAUUCCUUUAGUAGUUUACCUGAUUUUAGGUACAGCAUUUUGGAUGGCUGGAUUUGUUUCUUUAUGCCGCAUUCGAAAAGUAAUGAAACACGAUGGUACCCGAGGUACUGACAAAUUGGAAAAAUUGAUGAUACGUAUUGGCGUCUUUAGUGUUCUAUACACAGUACCUGCUGUGGCUCAAAUCUUAUGUUUAGUUUAUGAACAUGUCAAUCUAAGUUCAUGGAUUAUUAGUUGGCACUCUACUCUUUGUCAAGAUCCAAAGUAUGCUCUGCCAUGUCCUUCUCAACCCAUUGACACAGGAAGAAAACCUAGCUUUGAGGUGUUUAUAGCUAAAUAUUUUGUUUCAUUAUUAGUUGGUCUUACAUCGAGUGUUUGGAUUUGGUCUGGUAAAACUGUUAAUAGUUGGCAAAAAUUCUUAGCACGAAUUCGACCUAAUUCAGGUAAAUCUGAAGCGUAUGUUUAA